AUGGAUUUAGGUUCUUCUUUUAUCCAAUUUCCAUCAUCUUGUUUAAUAUAUUUUGCCAUACCAUCAAUCCAAGUUACAGAAUACACUUUUGCAAAUCCACCUUCACCUAUUUGUUUCGUAUCUUUAAAUCAAUCAAAUGGAAACCCAUUCAAGAAAUAUUGGACAAUAUUUACAAUUACCACAUAACGUACAUCAUAAAUCGUAUCCUUGAUAAAAUUAUCAAUAUCAUCAUUUCCACUGGUCCAUCCUUCAAUUAUGCAACGAACACAUUCUUUACACCAAAAUUUGUCAUUAUCUGGGUCAUAACAAUUU
Rhizophagus irregularis DAOM 181602=DAOM 197198 is the source of this 312-nucleotide messenger RNA. Lineage: Eukaryota; Fungi; Glomeromycota; Glomeromycetes; Glomerales; Glomeraceae. The record is from RefSeq and is a predicted model, not a curated record.